AUGGACUUCCCUACCCGGGAUAUAUUUCCUUUCCGUCUGGAUAUACAGUUAGGGAAAGACUGGUAUUGUUGUCUUGAAAAUUGUAAAUCAUACAACGCGGCAGACGCAAAAAAAUGUGGUGAAUGUCAGCAUGAGAAAUGUGCGCAAUGCCAAGGUCCGACAUAUGGGAUGUCUCAAGUGGCAUAUAUGUAUAUCUGUUGUCAAUGCGGUGACGGUCCGAAGCUGUAUAACAUGCAACCAACGUGUUACGUAUGCAGCCAUCAAGCAUGUUCUAACUGCCCCACUGCUCAGUGA
This is a messenger RNA of Penicillium expansum, 294 nucleotides long. RefSeq names its product Zinc finger, RanBP2-type. The record is from RefSeq and is a predicted model, not a curated record. Bases 1 to 294 code for a protein of 97 amino acids. The transcript is spliced from 3 exons. NCBI's taxonomy places the organism in Eukaryota, Fungi, Ascomycota, Eurotiomycetes, Eurotiales, Aspergillaceae.